AGUUGUGCUCGUGCGACUCUCUGAUUCUUGCUCUCCGAACAGAAGUAGAGGCCUCCGAGCUGUUCAGUAGUUCAGUUCAUGGACGAGCCCAGAUUGACGUCCUGUGUUUCUUUAGCCUAGACCUGCGAGCAGUUCAGUUGUUUAGGUUUCCAAGUGUCAUUUUCGAUUUCCGUAGCCAAUCCUGCGCUACUCGUACUGUCGUUCUGUUUCCAUGUCGUGAUAGUGCUCGGAAAUCUGUAGCCUAGGAAUCGAGUUUCCACGGUACCACAAGAGCACCCGUCGUGGUUCAGGCGUCGACGUCAACGUCAACGUCCUAGGCUUCUGACGCACCAAAGCUAGCCGGGAGGUUCGCGAAACUGACCUGUUAACUUUUUUUCCGUCCCAGACAUUUGACCCACCACGGUAACGUCUGCGGACUUACACGUAGGGCCAACCCAGCCGCUGAGAUAUAAACCCCGUUUUUCCAGUGGUUAAGGGAGCGUGGAGAAAACCGCGUUCUCUCGCUAGAACUGACCGAUUAACUCUAGUCCAAUGUGGUUUACAGACGAGACUUCCGCCCUACCGCUGUGACUGCUGCGAGGUUUAAUCACCGUUCGACUGCUGUUGCUGCUGCUGCUGCCACUGCUGGUUUUAAGGUGGAUUACAGCAGUGCCCUUCAAGGCAUGUCGGAGUUUGUGAUAGAAGCAUUGCGAUAUAGGUAUUCUUCGUCCUAAGCCUGACGCGAACCCUAUAUCGCAGCGUACAUCGUUGCUGCUUCCCCGCUUCGAACCAUGGCGGACUUCGGCGAUUUCUCAGACGGUAGCGACGACGACGUUGAACCCACAUGGCUGCCCGACCAACGAAACGUUUCCGAGAAUCUGCCCGAGCCAAUCGGAACGGUGGCUCGAUCUGGCCAGCUCGGCGCGCCUCUAGGGAUCGCACACCUGGCACUCGGCGCGGUUACGGCCGCCAUGUCAGCGUAUAAUCCGGGGAAGGCGAAGGCGGAGGGAGACGGUCUGCCACGUGUACGCAUGCUGAGCUGUCUGCAUGCGCUUUUCACGCAGCUGCACGACCCCGGCGGCGAGGAGACGGCGGACGGAGGUUCUCUCACCCGUCCACCUCUAGACGCGGCUCAGCUGGACGGCCUAGAGAAGGCAGUGCGCAUCCUGCACCUGCGCUACCGGUCGUGCCUGCGCCCGUUGACCCGAGGCAAGCUGCCGUCCCGCACGGAGCUCAAGGAGAUGCGGCUCAGCGCGCAGGCCAUGGGGAUCAGAGCCGCCAUGAUGAUGGUGGACGGCGUUCCCAAGGGCGAUCCCCGUCGAGUGCCCCUCUUUGCCUUCCGCACCUUUGCUCUUCGCGCCGAGCUUGACUCCCAAGCCUUGCGCUCCAUGCCCGAACCUGCUGCGGCUGCUGCUGAGCCCGCCAGCGCCACCACCGAAGUUGUUACCCAUAUCACCCCUCCUGCAACUGCAAACGGAUCUCUCCCUCACUCCUCCUCUCACUCGUCCUCUCUCUCCUCUCCCCCCCGUUGGGACGUAGACUCCUAUCGCAUUGCCACAGCGCCGCUGGAAGAUCUGCUGGAAGAUCUGACGGACGAGGUGCAAGCUGUGUGGGAGGCCUCCCAACGGACGGUGUACGAUGUGGCGCUCGCGCUCGCACCAAUCCUGGCGCAGUAUUCCCUGCUGGGACGAGCCGUCCAGUUGGUGGUUCAGGAGAAUCGGCAGGUGGGGUGGGAAGGCAAGGGCACUGGAGUUGAUUCUUGUAGCGGAUGUGACAGUAGAAGAAGGGGAGGUAGUGAGUGCAGUGCUGGUGGCAGCAGCAGUACGGGAAUCAGCAGUAUGAGCAGCUUAAGCAGCAACGGCAGCAGUGGCAGCAAUGGUGGUGGCAGCAGCAGUGGGGGUGGGACGGGAGAAGGCAAGGGGACUGUGGACCGAAGCAGCAGCACAGAGGCAGGUGGAACCGAGGGAGGUAGUACUAAUACUGACGCUGUAGCAGGUACUGACUCUAGCACCGUAACAGACGCUGCGGCAACCAGCAGUAAGGGCACCACUAACCCUACCACCAACUCAAUCACCACCAGCAGUACGACUGGUGCUGCUGCUGCUACGACAGCCCGGACAUCCGGCCGACUGACUGUGCGGAAGCACGCACGAGUGGUCCCAGCUGUAGGCGACGAGCUCAUCCUGUGGGAUGACGGGCUCGACGACGUGCGCGACCUCUUUCUCUCAGAUAAGCGCGACUCACACUCUACCGCCGACUCCCCCUCCUCCACCUCCUCCUCUUCCUCCCCCGCCUCCUUCUCCUCCUCCUUCCCCCUCGGCGCGACUGUGCGAAUCGACUCCAUGAGCGAUUUCAGCUGGUUUGUCGCGUGGAACGGCACCUCCCCGGUGGACAGCAUCCCCAGUGAAGUUUCAGUGAAGCGUCUCCUGCACUCCAUAGGGGCGCCUUCCUCCCGCCACGCGGCGCUGAGGUCGUCGGAUAAAUCGCUGCUCAUGGCGGUUACUCUGCCGGAGGUUAGGGUGGAGGCGGAGAGGAGGCUCCCUGGUCGUAUGCCAAUCAUAGGAGGGACCGGGGGAGGAGCAGGAGGAGCAGGAGGAGCAGGAGCAGCGGGAGGCGCAGGAGCAGCAGGAGGAGGAGGAGUAGGAGGAGCAGCAGGGUCAGCAGCGGCAGCAGGGAGGGCGGGUGUGGGAGGCAGGGCGGCGAAGCACCAGGCGCUGCUACGGCGGUCCUUUGCCAAGCGCCUGGAGUCAGUACCAGACGGCACGGACCUAGAGGAGCUAGAGCCCGCUAAGCCUAUCCCAUAUGAGGAGUUAGAGAGGGCCACCCAGGGGUGGGCGGAGGGGGCUAUCCUGGGGGAGGGCGGCAGUGCGGUGGUGUACAAGGGGUGUGGGCCCGAUGGGCAGCUUUGGGCGGUGAAGCGCGGGAAGAAGGCGGGGAUCACACGGCUCAAGGAUUUCGAGAAAGAGAUCCACGCAGUCUCACAACUCCGCCACCCUAACCUGGUGCGCCUGCUGGGCUUCUGCGAGGAGAGGGAGGAGCUGGUGCUGGUGUACGAGUAUGUGCCCAACGGCAGCCUCCGGCAGCACAUCAACCCCAUCAAGGGGGAGGCGGCCAUAGAGGGGGGUGGCGUGCUGUCGUUUGACAAGCGCCUGGAGAUCGCCCUGGGGGUGGCAGAGGCCCUGCAGUACAUGCACGGGGUGCACCCAGCUAUUAUACACCGAGACGUGAAGACGCUGAACGUGUUCCUCGACAACGACUUCCAUCCCAAGCUGGGGGACUUUGGCAACGUGAAGGCGAUCAGCGACGAGUCAACGUCGCCCACGCACACACGUGUGGUCGGCACUCCGGGCUACCUGGACCCGCAGUACUGCCAGACGAGCAUCGUGUCCGACCGCUCGGACGUCUACAGCUUUGGAGUGGUGCUGCUGGAGCUCAUCACGGGCAAGGCGCCAGUGCUCAAGGAGUCAGACGACGCCGGGGAGAGAAUGGCGCUCGCCAAAUGGGCCACCCCGGCCAUCUGCAGCGGCCACACGGACUCGGUGGCAGACCCUGUGCUUCUAGACUCGUGCGUGCCGCAAUCGCUGCAGGCGGUGGGCAGUCUGGCCGCCAUGUGUGUGCAGCGCUUACCCAAAGACAGGCCGGCCAUGGGCGAGGUGGCGCGGCGCCUCAAGACCAUCCGCCAGCAAGCCCUAGCAGCUGCAGCCACGGCAUCUGGCAGUCUCCGAGGCUUCCCCGCGCUCGGCCGAGCCGGGUCAGGCUCGAGCCGACCCUCCUUCUCCCGAACCUCCUCCUCCUCCUCGACCUCUGCAUCUUCCUCCACCCCUACCUCCCGCUCCUCCUCCUUCCGAGAAGGUUCAUCCUCGCACUCGCACUCGCAGCCAGCUCAAGUGGUUGUGAGUAAGUCUGGUGAGAUAAGAGGAGGGGGGAGAGGUAGGAGUGGAAGGGUAGGGGGACAGCAGCAGCAGCAGCAGGAGAAGGAGCAGCAAAAGACCCCUCCUCACACCCCGAAAACACACAGUGGUCCUAUCUCUGUUGCUGCUGCAGGGUCUGCGGGUGCUGCUGGUGCUGCGGAUGGUGCUCUCUCCCCCCUUCCUUCCGCUGCGUCCGCUGCUGCUUUGCCCAUGCUCUCGCCGCGCAUCCCCGGCGGAAUCAACGUCUUCCAAAAGGAUUUCUGGCGGCCGAAAUUUUCUCCGAUCCGCUCGAAAUCUGACGUCAAUCUUGCUAACCUGCCAUCCGAAUCAGGGUCGGAGGGGAGGGAAGGGAGGGAAGCUGAGGAAUCUAGAGGGAGGGAAGCAGGAGGAGGAAUGGAUCUAGAGGGUUCGCUGUCGGCUGCGGUGGCGGCAGGAGUGGCUGGCGUGGGGAGGGAGAGGAGGGUUGGGGAGGCGGUUGAGAGUGGGGAGGAAGUGGAGGAAGAGGAGGUGGGAAGGGGGGUUGGGAGGAGGUGGAGGGGAGGAGAUGAGGAGGAUAGGGAUAGUGAGGGGAGUGGUGGUGGAGGUAGGAGAGGUGGUAGUGGUGGCAGUGUCAGUGGCAGUGGGGUUGGGGGUGGGGGUGGGGGUGGUGGCGGGGGUGCCUCUGCUUCUCCCGUCCGGCUCGUCUCACCCAAGCCGGCUUCUCGUCCGUUCAGAGGGUUUCUUCCGCACUCCAAGACCAUUUCAGCGGGGGAAGUUCCAACAACGCCCACAACGCCAACCACACCAGGGAGGCCCAGGAGCAGAGGGGAAGGGAGCAGCAGAGGGGAGGGAGGGAGUGGGGGGAGGAGGGGGAUAUUCAGGAGGAGUGAGAGUGGGCAGCCCAGUAGGGAGCAGGAGAGGAGGGGGAAGGAGCAGAAGGCAAAGCCGGAGAGGAGGAGUUUGCAGCAGGAGCAGCCACACCACCAGCAGUCGCGGCUGCGGCAGCAGCAGCAGCAGCAGGAACGGGACGGGGAGGAGGAGGAGGAGGAGUAUGGAGCACCGUUGUCUCCCCAAAGUCGAGCGAUGUAUGGGCAGGAGGAGGAAUGUGGUACAGACACCCGCCGGCCAGACCCCCAUAGUAGACCAGGCAGCCAUGAAGGGAAUCUUCAUGGGUUUGACCCCCAUGGGUUAGACCCCCAUGAGCAGGGUCACUGGGAAGACGAUGAGCAGGAAGAUGGGGGGGAGUAUGGGCAUGGGACCGACCGAGCACAUGCUCAUGCACAUGCGCAGAGGAGCCAAGACAGACAGGGACAGGGCCAGGGGCAGAGUGACGGGCAGAGGCACAGGGGGGAGCAUGGGCGGGGGAGGGAGCAGGCGCAGGAGCAUGCCGCGCCAAAGCAGCCGUCGAGAAUCCCCAAGUCGAGAUCGCUGGAUCUGGCGUCUCUGAUGCUGGGGAUCCCGCACUCCAGGACGAAGGAAGAGGUGGGGGCUGGAGGGGGGGGAAAGGGAGGAAAAGGAGGGGGGGGUCAACUGUCCCCUACAGGAGGAGGGGGAGGGGGAAGUGCCAAGUCCCCGCGGGGGGGAGGAGGGGCCAAGUCACCACGAAUGGCGCCAUCCUCGCCGCUCCCCGAAACUGCCAAGAAGUUUCUGUCGGCGACUCUGGGGAAGAAGAAUAAGAUGAAGGAGAUCCAGGCCCUGACAACAUUGCAGCACGCCAACCUGGCGGUGAUUCUGGGGUACGCCAUGGAGAAGGACGACGUGCAGAUCGCCUACGAUCUCCCCCCCAACUCCGUUGCUCUCGAGAGCUGCCUUUUUCCAGAGGGCGUGGACGGCGACUUCCUCCCUCUGCGUGUGCGGGUGAAGGUGGCCAUCGGCGUGGCCAAGGGGCUGGCGUUCCUGCAUUCGAAGGCCGUUGUGCACGGCAACCUCAUGUGCUGCAACGUCAUGCUGGACGCGAGCUACACUGCCCUGCUGACGGGCUACGGACUGGCAGCCAUUCUGGCAAAAGGGUCGUCCAAGAAGAGCCUCAAGGGAUCCGAGGGCAUGGGCAAGGACUCGUUUGACUUCGGAGUCAUUCUCUUCUCACUCCUAACGGCCCGGCAGGGCGCGCACAGCAUAGCCCUGCAGCAGGGCGCCGAGGCGCUCUUCGACUGGGCCGAGCCGUACACGGACGACCUCGCUAGGAGCGCCGAGUGUGGGAGUGCGACUCGGCGCAUGGUGGUGCGCAUGCUGGACGUGCUGGCCAAGGAGUGCAUGCAGGACGACCCCAGGUGUCGACCCAGUAUGGAGGACCUUGUCGUGCGGCUGUUCCGCCUGCAGGACUCGCUGCAAGCACAGUAGGGUUAGUGAUGUGGCACCAGUGGCUUAAGUUAUGAUGGGGUGCGAGGAGGCACAUGGUGGUGCGCAUGCUGGACGUGCUGGCCAAGGAAUGCAUGCAGGACGACCCCAGGUGUAUGGAGGAUCUUGUGACGAGGCUGUUCCGGCGGCUGCAGGACUCGCUUCGCUAUAAGCACAGUAGUGUGGGGAGGGGACUUCUGGCGUAGCAGGGCCAUAAAUUAUGCUGGAGUGCGACGAGGCGGAUACGUAUGCUGGACAUGCUGCGGGCCAAGGAGUGCAUGCAGGACGACCUGAGGUGUAGGCCUAGCAUGGAUGCCCUUGUGGUGAAGGCCUAGCAAGACUACCUGCAAGAAUAGCGACAAUGGAGCUGCUUUAGUGGCACGGCGAACUUCAGUUUCUCUAACGUGGGUGUACUAGAUAACCGGCUAACCAGUUAACUUAUAAUGCCCAGUGGUUAGUGAGGCAAGAGUCAAGAACAGUGCAAUAAUGAGAAAAACAGAAACAUCGGUGAUGCAGAGGAUAUGAUGUAGUGAUCAUUUAUGGUGUGAUGUGGUGAAAGGUAAUGUGGACAUUCGAUUUGCUGGCAAAUGU
Molecule: messenger RNA, 6797 nt
Organism: Closterium sp. NIES-67
Lineage: Eukaryota; Viridiplantae; Streptophyta; Zygnematophyceae; Desmidiales; Closteriaceae
Source: the annotation of a GenBank genome assembly